Paracoccidioides lutzii Pb01 is the source of this 1695-nucleotide messenger RNA. RefSeq names its product DNA primase small subunit. The record is from RefSeq and is a predicted model, not a curated record. The transcript has 3 exons. Gene Ontology annotation, biological process: DNA replication, synthesis of primer. Gene Ontology annotation, cellular component: alpha DNA polymerase:primase complex. Bases 1 to 1695 code for a protein of 564 amino acids.
AUGUCGAAUUCCGACCAAGAUGGCAAUGAGAUCCUGCCAGAUGCCCCAGAGCCAGAGACAUCAUGUGCCACUCCACCGGCUCAGGAUAACAGUGAUGCCAAUGGCAAUGCCGAUGAUAAUGCGACAUAUGCUUCCCGAAAGGCGGAGGAAACAAAACCCAAUCCCACAGAGACCGUCAAGCUAGAGAACCUAUUCGACGGCGAUGACUAUGACGAUGAGGAAUUCCCCUCAUCCACUAAUGAUGUGGCUGCCAAAGUGGAGAGCUCUCCAGAGACCCCUGAAUCUGCCGGCCCAGGUCCCACAGGAGUCGACCCUGGAACUAUGUACGCCUUCUACCUACGCCUAUUCCCCUUCAGAUAUCUCUUUCAAUGGUUGAAUCACGCCGUAAAACCAUCACCGGAUUUCGGGAAUCGGGAGUUCGCAUUCACUCUUCAGAACGAUGCGUAUUUACGCUAUCAAUCAUUUCCAAGUGCAGAACUUCUCCGCAAAGAAAUCCUCCACCUAAACCCCUCCCGCUUCGAAAUCGGCCCAGUCUACAGCACUAACCCACGCGACCGCAAAUCGCUCCGAAAAGCCUCCUCCUUCAAACCCAUCGCCAAAGAACUCGUCUUCGACAUCGACCUGACGGAUUACGACGACGUCCGGACCUGCUGCACGAAGGCCAACAUCUGCUCCAAAUGCUGGUCCUUCGUCACAAUGGCCAUAAAGGUCAUCGACACCGCGCUCCGAGAGGAUUUUGGCUUCGAGCAUGUUCUCUGGGUCUACUCGGGUCGGCGGGGGGCGCAUGCAUGGGUAUGCGAUGCCAAGGCCAGAAGUUUGUCUGAUGACCGCCGCAAGGCUAUUGCGGGGUAUUUGGAGGUUGUUCGCGGGGGUAGCCAGAGCGGGAAGAGAGUUAAUAUCAAGCGCCCGCUGCAUCCGCAUGUAGCCCGCAGUUUGGAGAUUUUGAAACCGUACUUCGCCUCCACGAUCCUCGGCGGUCAGGAUACGUUCAGCUCCGCAGCGCAGGCCGAGCAGCUCCUCUCCCUAUUACCUGAUAAACCCCUCGUGGACGCGCUGCGGAAGAAAUGGGACUCCGCACCGGGUCGCUCGAGCACGAGUAAAUGGAACGACAUUGACGCGUUGGCGAAGUCUGUUCGGUCACGCGGGCCGGAUGGCAAGGGGAAGGGCGGUGGUGGUGGGAAAGCACUGGAUACCAAGGCGCUGCUGGAGGCGAAGCAGGAUAUUGCGCUGGAAUAUACGUAUCCGCGCCUGGAUGCGGAGGUUAGUAAGAAACUUAUACAUUUGCUCAAGAGCCCGUUUGUGGUGCAUCCGGGCACGGGAAGGGUUUGUGUGCCGAUUGAUGUGAGGCGGGUGGAGGAUUUUGAUCCGCUGGAUGUCCCUACUGUUAGUCGACUUAUUGCGGAGAUUAAUGAGUGGGAUAAGGAUGAGGGGAAGAGGAAGGGUGAGGGUGCGGUGGUGAAGGAUGAAGAAGUAAAUGGUGAUGGGAUUGAUGGGGUGGGAGGGGGUGUUCCGUCUAGCGUGGCUGAUGUCGAUGGGAAGGGGAGGCGGUUGCAGGAUUACGAGAAGACAAGCUUGAAGCCAUAUAUUGAUUAUUUCCGCUCGUUUGUGACAGGGUUGAUCAAGGCGGAGAGGGCUGGGGUGGAGAAGAGAGAGAGGGCGAAUGAAGAUGGGGACGAGAGUGCUAUGGAGUUUUGA